Messenger RNA from Oncorhynchus kisutch (coho salmon), 3231 nucleotides. RefSeq names its product ninjurin 1 (gene ninj1). The record is from RefSeq and is a predicted model, not a curated record. NCBI's taxonomy places the organism in Eukaryota, Metazoa, Chordata, Actinopteri, Salmoniformes, Salmonidae. The transcript is spliced from 3 exons. The coding region runs from base 150 to 581 and encodes 143 amino acids. Gene Ontology annotation, cellular component: membrane. Gene Ontology annotation, biological process: tissue regeneration; cell adhesion.
CGGGUGGUAGGCACUCUUCCACAUCUUAGUCUUUAUUUCACACAGCGACAGACCUGGCGGACACUGGCAGCGAAACAACGACACGAACUCCCACAAUACUUUUGGAAUUUAACCCGCUUUAUUUCAAAUUCAAUAGUUAAGAGGCAAAUAUGGCGACUGAAAUCAUGGAAAUGAACGGACAUGCCGACGAAGAGGAGCGGCGUCAAGGCCCCUGGAAUCGGAGGCAGGCAGGCCAGCCUAUAAACAUGAACCGGUAUGCUAAUAAGAAGAGCGCAGCAGAGAGCAUGCUGGACGUGGCGUUACUCAUGGCCAACGCCUCCCAGCUGAAGGCCGUCCUGGAGCAGGGUCCAGACUUCACCUUCUACACCCCCCUCAUCACCUUCAUCUCCAUAUCCCUCAUCCUGCAGAUCACCGUGGGCGUCCUGCUCAUCUUCAUUGUGAAGUGGAACCUGAACGAUGAGAGCACCCACUUCAAGCUGAACAUUAUGGAGAACAUUGCCACAGCACUCAUCUUCAUCAUCGUUGUAGUCAACGUCUUUAUUACGGCCUUUGGUGUCCAAAAGCCCAAUCAAAACUCUUAACUGCCCUCACUCCUUACCCCUGGUCAUUAGUUAUUACAGUUAUACAGGCAUUAUACUGGUGUCAUAUGCACAAUACACACAUAAUAUGCCAACGUGUACCCUUGGUUGAAACCCUCAAACAAGUGUUUGGUAAUCAGUGUCAAAUUGUCAGGUUACUUGAGUUUAAUAAAUAUAUGUAUUGUACAGACUUACAGUUAGAAUGCACAAAGGUGAAUCUUAAAGUAAAUGUUUUAUACAGUAAUGCCAUAGCUGCACGAACCAAAUCACUGCUACUUUACAAGCAAGAGCGGUUGACGGAUCCAGUAUUCCAUCAGAUUCUCUGUGACACCAAAGACAAUGGAUCGAUUCGUUAUACAGGAUUCCCACUGGCCUUUCAUACAAGCGGCCAGUCACAAUCAGGUUGACCCUACUUCAUGACGAUCCUGUCACACUUCAUAUUUCGCUAUUACUUGUGUGAACAAUACAUUGUUCAAAUGACCAACAGUGUUAAUGUGUUGCCUUUAUAAAUAUGUACAUAUCAGGGUUAUUUUAGAUCCAUUUGAUAUAUACACACACACAGCUCAGUGGUGAUUUUUAGCACGUAAAUCUUCAGACAGAUGGUUAAUUCAGCAAGAUGUUGAGGCCUUACCUUUACUCUUCUUUUAGUCACCACACAGAGACAGAGAGCCUAUCAUUUGAAGUAUUUUAUUAGGCCUAUGUGGUCUAAAAGGGAAAAAUGAUACAAUCACGAGGAUCCACUUUUAUAGACAAUAUACUGACGCAUAGACAGCGCAACGAGCAAACAAAACAACCCUCGCAAUAUCAAAUGGAAUCACAUGGGUCUUUUACUGAACUUUUUGUUGAAAACAAAUAUUUGAAUGGGAAGAGAGAGACUGUCACUGGCAAACAAAUAGCAAAAUCUACUCAUUUGAAGGGGUGUCCACAUACACUAAAGUAUCUCAUAUCUUAGAGCUGCUGUCAUGGUAACUUUGUUCUAGAAAUACUCAAGCUGUACAGACCCAGCUGCUGUGUUUUUUAGCCCAUUUCCUACAUAUUCUGUGUGUCCAUGUUGAGUCGAGUUUAUUUUUACAGGGACAGUGCACAUUAAUCAACGUUUUCAGUAAAAGUGCCGGUUUUAGCCAGCCGGCUAAUUUUCAACCACAGUCCCUGGGCAGGCUUGCCGAGUGUAUAGAAUUGCAGGAAAUGUGCUUUAAACCUGCUAAAUGUUCUCUCCGCCAACAAGAGGGGUGUGAAGAGUUUGUGAACCACUGAUCUAGCGUUGCAAAAUGUUGGUAAUUAGUGGAUUUUUACCCAAAAUUCUCAUGUUAAGUUACUUGAAUUUUACAACCGGACAUUCAGACUUUGCCUGCUGCCUUAUAUGUGAUCUCAGAUCUUUGCAACGUACAGUAUGUACCAUCACAAUUUGUGUAAAAUAUAUAUAUAUAUAAUAUUUCAUGCCAUGUUUAGACCUUAAGCUUUGCCAAUAUAUAUAUUUUUGUAUGAUUGAAGGCAUUUUCUAUUUUUUUAAAUGAAGGACCAAAUCAUAUUUUAGCCCCACUUUUAAUGCACUGUAUGCAGUAGAAAACUGUACUAUUCUGAAAUGAAGUUUGUAAAUGAUGAAAACUAACAAUUUGUCCAGAUAUUGUUUUGUAUUGUCCACGCAUAGAAAGGCUUGAAAACAGUAAAUAGUGAAAAGUCAUACAAUUAUAUAAAUCAUAAUGAUGGCACUUGUGAGAAUGAGGCAGUUAAGAGAAUGUGGGGAGAAGCCUAACUUCCACUAAAACCACUUAGCUAUGCAUUGAUGUCCAUUUGACUUAAAUGGGAGUUAGGAUUUUCUCCUCACAGAGUAGAUGGAGCUGUGACAAUAGUCUCAUAUGUCUACACACUGAAUAUAUAUCAGGUAGGCUACAUGUGUAUCUAAUAGUAUACUUUUCCCUACUAUAAAACAUAACCGUUAUAAUCUACUUCCCCCAUGAACAAUAUUUCCCUUACCAAACAAAGCACAGAUUAAGGCAAGUUAGCGAACAAUGGCUUCACACUGUGUUAGAGAGAACUUUGAAAACGCUUAAUAACAUUAGAGAAAAGUGAGAGAGAAACAGACCGAGGUGAAACACGACUGAGACCUGAAGUGUAGUACUUUGCAUUGACUUUUCAGUGGGCAUAAAAACUAAAUGAACACUUUCAAAAACAGUAACUAAGUACUAUUGUCACUCAAAAAGAGUGUAAUCAACCGCUAUAAUGUGAUAGUUCUAGUGAACAUGUUACAAUUGCUCUGAUAUGGUUGGGUCACACAUUAAUCUAGCUACAAGCAUAGUGGACCUGGAUUGAUCAAAUCGAAAGGCAUCAUGUGGUAGACAUUUAAUUCAAGACAAAACACCGGACGAACAACAUGUUGUAGCUCAGUUGGUAGAGCGUGUGGCUCAGUUGGUAGAGCAUGGCACUUGCAACGCCAGGGUUGUGGGUUUGAUUCCCACGGGGGACCAGUAUGAAAUGUAUACACUCACUACUGUAAGGGUGUCUGAUAAAAAAUAUAUAUAUCAUUCAUGUUUUCCAUUUAUAGAUCCUCCCUGAUAACAGAGAUGAUAUUACAAUUCAAAUUGCAAUAAAACGUAGUGCUUGGUUGGUUUCCUUUAGUAAGCUAAGUAAACAAAUAAACAUCCUAUUUGAUAAA